ACCACAACAAUCCAACAAAAUGGAACUGAAAAUCUUUUCAAUUCUCGCUCUUGGCGUCGCCCUAUCAUCUGCGGGACGAAUUGACCUCGGUUUAAAGCGCAAAGUCGACAUGGGGCUGGUUGCCGAGGCAAUUAUCGAAUUACCCCAGAUCAUUGGUCAAAUACAGUCAAACAAGACCCUUCAAGCCCUUUCCGGGGAGGCUAAAGUCUCCGCAUUGGUGAUCACCUUGAAGGACUUGGCCUUCACGACACAAUCUUCCAUAGUUGCUCAAGCGGUGGCGCAAGAUCUUGAAGUCAAACAAUUCCGGGCGGCGAAUAUCAUUCUCGUGAAGGGAUUGACUACCUCAAAACUCGCCGCUUUGGGGAAAAGUGAACAUGAUUUCAUCAUCCGAGAGCAGCACGUGGCCUCCGUAGACGGCGGCAUGGCGACGAGUUAUCAGAACAUUAGUACACCGCAGUGGGGGCUCGCUAAAAUGAGGGUGCCCGAAGCCUGGGAAAUUACCCGUGGGGAAGGAUCCGUCAUUGGAGUUAUCGACACCGGAGUGAACCUGGACCACGUGGCGCUCGGUGUUAACUCCUUCGCCGGGGCUUGGCUUGAUCCCUUCUACCAAACUGAAAAACCCACCGACAAAGACGGUCACGGCUCACACGUCACCGGAACCAUUCUUGGACGCGAAAACGGUAUCGGUGUUCCCCCAGCCGCAAAAUGGAUCGCGUGUCGCGGUUUGGAUCAUCACGGUAUCGGAAGUGAGGCUUCACUAACGGAGUGUGCCGAAUUUAUGCUAACGGCAAAGCCUCGCCCCCAUAUAAUCAACAAUUCUUGGGGAGGAAGAUCUAACUCGGAUUGGUACCAGCAACAAAUUUCUGCCUGGCGUGAUGCAGGAAUGGUGCCAGUUUUCUCGAUUGGAAAUUCUGGACCGGGCUGCGAGAGUGCUAAAUCUCCAGGUGACAAUUUCAACGUCAUUGCAGUCGGCUCAACAAAGGAGGAUGACACGGUCAGUCACUUUUCGUCACGAGGUCCUACAGCGAAUGGUCUCGUCAAGCCGGACUUUGCCGCACCCGGGUCGGACAUUUACUCCUGCGGGACCGGAAGUGAUGACUACCUCUUUGAAUCUGGGACAUCAAUGGCUGCUCCUCAUAUGAGCGGAGCCAUUGCUUUGUAUCUCUCGCACAAUAAGAAUGCCACUUUUAACAUGGUGUACAAUGCUUUCGCCGAUACAGCCGUCUGUCUCCCUAUUGGUGAGGAGGACGAAAGUUGCGGUUUACCAGGUGGUAAUACUUCCUGCCAUAAUAAUGCGAUUGGGUGGGGACUUAUCGAUGUAGCGGCUGCCCUUAAACUGCGAUCUGGGUAAAUUUUUAUCUGAUAACAGAAAAUAGUUCCAAAAUUUUCAAUGCCUUCUUAAUUCCUGAUUUCAAAAAUAUGUAGUUUUGCUUCUAUCCUUCUCUUUACUUUAUGAAUUAAAUAUUUAUAGUGUAAAUCUCUGAUGAUUUUUAGCGAAUAAAACUCUAAAAUGCAUAUGAAUCC
This is a messenger RNA of Folsomia candida, 1524 nucleotides long. Its product is annotated as bacillopeptidase F. The transcript has 2 exons. Bases 20 to 1351 code for a protein of 443 amino acids. Gene Ontology annotation, biological process: proteolysis. Lineage: Eukaryota; Metazoa; Arthropoda; Collembola; Entomobryomorpha; Isotomidae. Gene Ontology annotation, molecular function: serine-type endopeptidase activity. The record is from RefSeq and is a predicted model, not a curated record.